Molecule: messenger RNA, 897 nt
Organism: Aegilops tauschii subsp. strangulata
Lineage: Eukaryota; Viridiplantae; Streptophyta; Magnoliopsida; Poales; Poaceae
Source: RefSeq, a predicted model, not a curated record
AUGGCCGGCCCAGACUACCUGAUGUCCCUUCCGCCUGAGAUGCUCGAUGACAUCCUCCGUCGGCUCCCCUUCGAGAAGUUGGUCGGCACCUGCUGUCUCUCCCCCGCUUGGCACCGGCGAUGGGAAUCCGUCCCCGGCCUCGACAUUUGGUUCAGUCGAGGAUCCUCCACCGCACGCGAUCCACGCUUCCUGCUGUGGCCGUGCGCCGCGCCCGUCCACAAAUUCACUGCCUGCAGCCUGUGGCCGUGCGCCGCGCCCAUCCGCAGCUUCACCGCCCAUGUCCAAAGGCGCCACUCCCACCGCCCUGCCCGCUGGCUCCUUGCCCUGGCGCACAAGCGCGUCAAGAUGCUCAAGCUCAAGUUCGACGAGCCCUGGCCCGCCCACUCGCCCCGCCCGCCCGUGGUCGGCCCGGCCCUUUACUCCUGCAGCACACUCACCCACCUCCAGCUCUGUGGCUAUUGCCACUUGUUGCGCGCUCCUCAGGGCUUCACUGGCUUCCCCAACCUCUUCACCCUCUGCCUCGAGUACGUGGUCCUCCCUUUCCAUGGCGCCGCGGCGCAACUCCAACUCAUAAUCUCCUCGGCACCGCACCUCACAAGGCUCUUGUUGGAUGAUGUCAUGAUCGGCGACGAUGAGGCUAAUAUCGAAACAUGUGCCAUCCAGGCGCCCAACCUCCGUUUCCUCAGGUUGACCAUGUCCCUUGACAACGGAUGCCGAAUUGUGGGGGAUCUCCCAUUGCUGGAGGUGGCACAAAUUUCCAUUGAUCCCCUAUUCGGGACCCCAAACUUCAUCAACACUUUCCGACGGAUUUCUAUUGUUAAGAAGCUUUACUUGCACACCGACUCAGAUCAGGUACAAAACUACAUUGCGUCAAAUGUCCAUGGAACAAAUAGUUGA